Molecule: messenger RNA, 1173 nt
Organism: Arabis nemorensis
Lineage: Eukaryota; Viridiplantae; Streptophyta; Magnoliopsida; Brassicales; Brassicaceae
Source: the annotation of a GenBank genome assembly
AUGUGUGGAGGAGCAAUAAUCUCCGAUUUCAUUCCGCCGGCGCCGCGUUCCCGCCGCGUCACUAGCGAGUUUAUCUGGCCGGAUCUGCAGAAUAAAGGGAAAGCUUCAAAGAAGAGAUCGAAUAAUAAGAAGCGAUCCAAUUUCUUCGAUCUGGACGAUGAGUUCGAAGCUGAUUUCCAAGGGUUUAAGGAUGAUGAUUCAUCUUUUGACUGCGAAGAUGAUUUCGAUGUCGAUGAUGUCUUCGCUAAUGUGAAGCCCUUUGUCUUCACCGCAGCUACCAAACCCGAUGCUUCCCCUGCCACCGUCUUCGCCUCCACUGGUUCAGUUUCAGGCAAGACAACCGUGGAGUCCAAUGGGCAAGCUGCUAAGAGGAAGAGAAAGAAUCAGUACAGGGGGAUUAGGCAGCGCCCUUGGGGAAAAUGGGCCGCUGAGAUCCGUGAUCCCAGAAAAGGCUCUCGAGAAUGGCUUGGAACAUUCGACACUGCUGAGGAAGCAGCAAGAGCUUAUGAUGCAGCUGCGCGCAGAAUCCGUGGCAAUAAAGCUAAGGUGAAUUUCCCCGAGGAGAAAAUCCCUAUCGUCUCCCAGAAACGCCCUACUGCUAAGACGAGUAAUCUUCAGAAGCCAGUGGCUAAACCAAAUCAAAACUCAACUUUGGUUCAGCCGCCAACAGAUCUGAGUCAGUACUGCAACGACUCCUUUGACAACUUGGGACAUGAGUCCUUUGGUGAUAUGAGUUUCGUGGAAGAGAAGCCCCAGAUGUACAACAAUCAGUUUGGGUUUACAAACUCGAUCGAUGCUGGAGUUAACAAUGGAUACCAGUAUUUCAGUUCCGAUCAGGGGAGUAACUCAUUCGACUGCUCAGAGUUUGGGUGGAGUGACCAUGGCCCCAAAACACCCGAGAUCUCUUCAAUGCUAGUCAAUAAUAACCAAGCUCCCUUCAUUGAAGAAACCAAUGCAGCCAAGACGCUCAACCCCAACUCCGAGGACAUGACAAGCAACAACGGUAACUCUGAUGAUCUGAUGGUAUACCUUGAGAACUCCUUAUGGGACUCUCCACUAGAAGUGGAAGCCAUGCUCGGCGCAGAUCCUGGGGCUGUGACUCAGGAAGAGGAAAACCGAGCGGACUUAUGGAGCUUAGAUGACAUCAAUUCCAUGCUGAAUGGAGGCUUCUGA